Messenger RNA from Pocillopora damicornis (cauliflower coral), 4333 nucleotides. RefSeq lists its product as uncharacterized. Gene Ontology annotation, biological process: microtubule-based movement. The record is from RefSeq and is a predicted model, not a curated record. Gene Ontology annotation, molecular function: lipid binding; microtubule motor activity; ATP binding. Lineage: Eukaryota; Metazoa; Cnidaria; Anthozoa; Scleractinia; Pocilloporidae.
GGAAAUCCGCAAAAUCGCCCAUUUCCUCUGUAGUGUUAUAACGCCACACACGGCGCUUCCCAUUCUGCCAACAAGCACCAAUUUUUAUACUCGUCGGACUAUCGUUUUUUUUAAUUUUUUAUUUUUAAAGGACGAAUUUACUAAGAGGAAGGACUUCCUGUUUUUCACUUGUGCGUGAUAUCGCUGUGAAGAUGUGCUCAGCAUGAGAUCUACGGUAAACAGUUGACGACUGCUGAAAGGCAGCGUCCCGACACAAAGCCGAGUCACGAGAAAUCAUGUAUCACCGUUAACCGAGCAGUUUGAGUGAAAACACCGCUGCUGGAACAGUAGACAAUCUUUUAGAGUUCGUUCAACAAUAAUGGCACCCUAGUGAGACCUUGUUUGAUUUUAUUUGUGUCAUCCUUUGGAGCUGGUGUAGGAAGCAAACGUCGUGGCUGUGGACUCCACAAUGGCUUCAUUGAAAGUGGCAGUCCGUGCUCGUCCGUUAAACAACAGGGAAUUAGAGCUCGGAUCCAAAUGCAUAAUUCAAAUGGAGGGACAGAAGACGACGAUAUUCAACACGAAGCUGUAUGGUGAGGUUGGAUUGGAAGGAGACAAGUCAAGAGAUAUCAAGAAGGAAUUUAUCUUUGAUUUCUCUUAUUGGUCGGCUGACUCUAAUGAUUCACAUUUUGUUUCCCAAGACCAGGUUUUCAGUGACCUUGGUCAGGGAGUUUUGGAAUCAGCAUUUGAAGGUUAUAAUGCUUGUUUAUUUGCCUAUGGUCAAACAAGUGCUGGGAAAACUUACACCAUGAUGGGAACAAAUGAAGAAGUUGGACUCAUUCCCAGAAUCUGCAAGGGAUUAUUUGAAUACAUUGGCCAGAACACAUCUCUGAGUUCAUCAUUCAGAACUGAAGUGAGCUAUCUUGAAAUUUAUAAUGAAAAUGCCCGUGACCUGUUGAGGCCGCAGAAGUUGAAGAAGCUUCCUCAGCAGAAUUUAAAAGUGCGUGAACAUCCUAAAGAAGGGCCGUAUGUGGAAGGGUUGACAAAGCAACAUGUUUCUGACUAUGAUUCAAUUGAAGUUCUUAUGGAACAAGGGAACAGGCUAAGAGCAACUGCUUCAACAAAGAUGAACAAUACUAGCAGUCGUUCACAUGCAAUUUUUACAAUCAAAUUUACUCAGGCCAGGUUCAUGGGAGAUAUGCCCAGUGAAACGAUAAGCAAGAUACACUUAGUAGAUCUGGCUGGCAGUGAGCGAGCUAGUUCGAGUGGCGCUGCCGGUGAAAGGCUUAAAGAAGGAGCGAAUAUCAACAAAUCCCUCGUUACAUUGGGGAUUGUUAUUUCCACUCUUGCGGAAAACUCUAUCAAUGCAUCUUCAUCUGGAUUCAAGCGCCCUUCGUUCAGGAAGAAGCUGUUCGUACCUUACCGUGAUUCUGUCCUCACGUUUCUCCUCAAGGACAGUUUGGGCGGAAACUCUAAGACCGUCAUGGUUGCAGCCAUUUCUCCUGCUGAAUGCAACUACGGUGAAACGCUCAGUACUUUGCGGUAUGCGCAUCGAGCAAAGAGCAUCAUCAACAUGCCGACAAUAAACGAGGAUCCGAACGUCAAACUCAUCCGGGAACUUAGAUCUGAAAUCGAGCGUCUCAAAGCCCUAAUACGAACUUCCGGAACGGGCGAUGAGAAAAAGUCCUUAAAUGACCCCAUGAAAGUCAAUCAGAAACUUCAAGAAAAUCAGGCGCGCGUCGAACAGCUGACGAAAGAUUGGACCGAGAAGUGGAAAGAGGCAAAAUCGAUCAUGCAGGAGAGCGAGUUACAGCUUCGGCGUCACGGAUCAUGCGUGGUUCUCGUUGAUCUGGAGCUCCCUCACUUGGUUCGCUUGGAGGAGGAUCCACUCAGAACAGAGAUAAUGCUGUAUCGUGUUAUGCAUGGAAAAACACAUAUUGGACGAGAAGAUGCGCCAAACCCGCAAGAUAUCGUUCUUGAAGGCGAAGAUAUCGACAAAGAACACUGUGUGCUGGAUUUUGUCAAAGGGCGAGUCACGUUUGAGCCGAUUUCUUCAUUGUGUUGGGUAAACGGGGUGGCUGUGUCUCAGCCAACGAAACUAAACCAGGGUGAUGUUAUUGUUCUUGGCAAGAGCGAUGUGUUCAAAUUCAAUUUUCCAACCGAAGCAGCAAAACUGAGGGAAAAACGGCGCUCUGCUCUGUACACCACGGAAUCGACCGAGUCUUUGACUAAUUUACAUACCUCACCUGUCCGUGGUAGUCAUGGAGACCUGAGUGUGAGAUCCGAUUCCUCUUCACCGAUGACUUUGGACUCUGGUGUUGAAAUCGAUCUUCCAGGGCCAGAUUCUUUAGAGGAAAUAAAAAAUCAAGUGACAGAUUUAAUCGCCAGACACAAAGAAGCAGAAGUCAGGCGGCUGGAGAUAGAGAAAACCUUCCAGACUGAAAUCGAUAACAAGCAGAAAGAGAUUGACAACCAAAAAGAGCAUAUUCAGACAUUGCGCGAGAUUCACGAUGGAAAAUCACAUAAAGCGCGCGAGGAUCUGGAAGAAGUUCGACUUAACAUGGACAAGAAGCACGAGGAUUCGAGGAAAGAGAUUGAGAAGCAGCUGGAGGAUCUGUUCGAAAUGAAACUUAAACAGUGUAGAGAAGCCGAAGAAGCCGCGGAAGAAAUAGCAAAGGAGAGGGAAGAGGUGGCUCGUUUUAUGGAGGGAGAAUGGCAGAAGGUUGUUCAAUAUGAAAUUAAAUUGGCUGACAUUGAGCUGCACCGGCGGAAAUUGAUUGCUCAAGCGGAGAUCGAACGAGUCCGUCAAGAGGAACUUCAUGCGUUGGAGAUGGAGAAUGAUUUAAAAGGAUUGGAAGAACAACAAGUCGAGUUGUUAGAGUUACAAGAGAAACUUGAAAUAGCUAAGGCUGAAGCUGAGGGUGAAUUAAAUCGAGAUAAACUGACCUUAGACUCGACUCUUGCUGAAAAUCUAGCCGAACUCGACGAGUUGGAACAAAAAAUCCAGCUAAUAGCAGAAAAACAUGAUCAGUAUAUGACUUUCCUAAGCUCUGUAGACGAUUCAGUGGGCUCGGAGGAAAAUUUUGACGAAAGAACAGUUACCAAGGUUGACUAUAGUGACGAGACACGGAGAAUUUCAGACGCUGGUUUGACAUCUAAAACUGUAGCUUUGGACUUGCGGCAACGCAGACGAGCCAGUUGGAAUUUUCCAUCCAGAAAAUUGUCUGUCUCAGAGGGAGCUAACGACGAUGCAGUGACACAACAACUGCAAAGAUUGUUUGAGCUUAAAAACGAAAAAGAGGAGAUAAUCGAAAAGACACGCAGUGAAUUAACGCGUGAGAUCACAAAUGUCGAGUUCUAUGGACGGCAAAUUCUGGAAAACGAGGCUAAAAUAACUGAACUCGAAGAAAUGUACAAAGCAUCUCGUCAACAACACGCAGAGAAAAUUCGUCUGUGUUUGGAAAGCUUAAAAAUUAAAGAAGAGCAAGACAUUGCUAUGGUAGACCAAGAUCGUGAACGUUAUGUGGAACUUUUGUGUAAGGAAUAUGGCGAGAUUGAAAGUUUAAUUUCAGAGACAUUUGAAUCUUUGAAUUCCAGCGAUACGCUGGAAGGGGAAACAACAAGCGAUGUCAGAAUAAAUGAUGAAAAGAAACUCGAAGUUCUAAAUUUAGUGAAGAAAAGAUUAAGGCAAAUUGGUAGCGACGAAGAUGUCUUAUUCCUUGAAUACGUCGCUAAACGAGCUCACUUUGAGAAAGACGAAGACAGAGUUCACGAGCAGCAAAGAAAGAUCUCAGAGAAGAUGAUGGAUGGUAUUAAAGAGAAAGAAGUCGCUCUGCUGAAACUGUCAGGACAAAAGGAACGGUUCCAUGUGGAAAGAGCCAGAGAAAGGCGACUAAUUACUUCGCGUAUAGGAAGGCUGUCUCGUGUGAAGUCAUCUGGUGAGCUUCAAAAUGAGCGGCGGGAGAAAGAAAAUAUCCAUCUGCAGCUGGAAGAAGCGCGAGCAAAACUACGAACCAGCGAGGAGGACAGAGAGGAAUGCGAAGAGAGACUUAAGGAUCUGGAAGAACAAAAACUUCAAAAAGAGAAAGAAAUAUCUGAUUUGAAGAGACAAAUGGAGGAGGAGAAACAAAGCUAUUUGGAUAAUCUCAAAACUGAAGACUACGAAGUGAUAGAAAAACCUCUUGUAAAUCGGCUUCACAUUAAAUUUCGUAUUCUUGGUAACCACGCUGCGGCAGAGGUCUUAAAAGAGUUGUUUGUUUUAGGCAUCGACAAGGUUCGCACAGCCCCGAUUUCCCAAAAGAGAACAGAAUUUUCAAAAUUGAAAAUGGGAAUAGUAUGUGAAGUGGAGGCAUAG